Molecule: messenger RNA, 2185 nt
Organism: Phalaenopsis equestris
Lineage: Eukaryota; Viridiplantae; Streptophyta; Magnoliopsida; Asparagales; Orchidaceae
Product: dihydrolipoyl dehydrogenase 2, chloroplastic-like
Exons: 15
Coding region: 149-1870 (573 amino acids)
Cellular component (GO): mitochondrion; oxoglutarate dehydrogenase complex
Molecular function (GO): flavin adenine dinucleotide binding; dihydrolipoyl dehydrogenase (NADH) activity
Source: RefSeq, a predicted model, not a curated record
GGAUUACAUUAGCUGUUCCAACUAAUAAAUGGUCGACGGUUGAUUAAUCCCCUCAUGACUUCGAUCCGUCCGCCGCUCGUCCCCCCCUUAAAUUCUCCACUUAUCAUUUCUGCUGGAACACGCUAGUCCGCCGUCUCCCGGAUCAGAGAUGCAGGCGUCGAUUGCUCUCUCGUUCUACACGCCGGUAAUCUCCAGAUCCGAUCCGGUGAGGAGAUUCUUCACAGCCGGUGUUGGCGUCCAACCGCCGGAGCCAAGCUUCUGCCGACUCCAAGGGCAAGCAUUGCGGUUCUGCGUGCCAAAGCUUGCGGGGGCGGGCAGGAUUUCGAAGUUUGGUUAUUCUCGGAAGCUAUGCAGGACGACCUUGGCUGCAGUCAGCGAUAAUGGCAGCAUGGGGAAGGGGUUCGACUACGAUCUCGUUAUUAUUGGAGCUGGUGUUGGUGGUCACGGGGCGGCGUUGCAUGCCGUGGAGAAGGGUCUAAAAACUGCAAUUAUUGAAGGGGAUGUUAUUGGAGGCACCUGUGUAAAUAGGGGUUGUGUUCCAUCUAAAGCUCUUCUUGCCGUGAGUGGUAGGAUGCACGAACUUCAAAGCGAAGGUCACUUGAAAUCAAUGGGUUUGCAGGUUCUGGAUCAUAGUUAUGAUAGACAAGGUGUAGCUGAUCAUGCAAAUAACCUUGCAUCAAAGAUUCGGAGCAAUUUGACCAAUUCACUUAAAGCUCUUGGCGUGGACAUACUAACUGGAGUUGGCACGAUUGUUGGAACUCAGAAGGUGAAGUAUGGAAAAAUAGGCAUUGCUGACAAAGAAGUCUCGGCUAGGGAUGUUCUAAUCGCAACAGGAUCUGUUCCAUUUAUUCCCAAAGGGAUAGAAGUUGAUGGGAAAACUGUCUUUACCAGUGAUCAAGCCCUUAAGCUGGAGUGGGUUCCAGAAUGGAUUGCUAUUGUUGGCAGCGGAUAUAUUGGUCUUGAAUUUAGUGAUGUUUACACAGCCCUUGGAAGUGAGGUUACUUUUGUUGAAGCUUUAGAUCAACUUAUGCCUGGCUUUGAUCCUGAGAUUGGAAAGUUGGCUCAAAGAAUCCUCAUCAACCCCAGAAAAAUUGAUUUUCAUACUGGAGUAUUUGCUACGAAGAUCACUCCAGCUAAGAAUGGCAAACCUGUUCAAAUUGUACUCAUAGAUGCCAAAACGAAGGAACCUAAGGAUAUCUUGGAGGUAGAUGCAGCUCUCAUCGCAACUGGUAGAGCUCCAUUUACCAAUGGACUUGGCUUAGAAAAUAUAAAUGUCACUACACAACGGGGAUUUGUUCCAGUUGACCAACACAUGCAAGUUAUCGAUGCAAAUGGCAAUCCUGUUCCUCAUUUAUACUGCAUUGGUGAUGCCAAUGGUAAAAUGAUGCUUGCUCACGCUGCCAGUGCUCAGGGGAUCUCAGUUAUUGAAACUAUUUGUGACAAGCCUAAUGUGCUCAACCAUUUAAGCAUCCCUGCUGCCUGUUUUACCCAUCCUGAGAUCAGUAUGGUUGGGCUCACUGAGCCUCAAGCUAGGGAGAAAGCUGAGAAAGAGGGAUUUGAAGUCCUUGUUGCUAAGACAAGUUUCAAGGCGAACACAAAAGCUCUAGCUGAAAAUGAAGGAGAAGGGCUGGCUAAGUUGAUAUAUAGACCUGAUAACGGGGAGAUACUUGGAGUUCACAUAUUAGGACUGCACGCCGCGGACCUAAUACACGAGGCAUCAAAUGCGAUAGCCAUGGGAACCCGCAUUCAGGAUAUAAAAUUUGCGGUUCAUGCUCAUCCAACCUUGUCUGAAGUUCUUGAUGAACUCUUUAAAUCCGCCAAGGUUACUGCUGGUAUGCCUCGUUCAGUUGAUGAACCAGUUGCAGUAUAAAGUAUAGAGUGAAGAAAAUGGAGAUUCAAUUUAUCAAUGGAGUUAUCUUCUAGAUUACUCAGCAAUUUCGUGGAGCUAUGUAUGUUUCAGCAAUGGCGUAAAGAUUGGUAUUUUUGGCUGUCCACCAUGAUAACAGGCUUCUCCAACUGCUGCUGCAACCUAAAAGAAAUGUUCCAUUCUGUUCAUUUUAUUAAUGGAAAAUUCAUUUUUUUUUUCAUGCUUUAAAAUUUUUCAUUAAUUACAUUGCAAGCGCCAAUUUCUAUCAAUUCAUAUUUUGAAUUUUACAUGUAUUAUUUGUAGAAUUUUGAUGCAUGU